This is a messenger RNA of Fraxinus pennsylvanica, 567 nucleotides long. Lineage: Eukaryota; Viridiplantae; Streptophyta; Magnoliopsida; Lamiales; Oleaceae. The record is from the annotation of a GenBank genome assembly.
AUGGUAAGCAGCUUUACUCCAUGCUUUAGUUACUUGACUGGAAGCAGUGGCACUGGAUCUUCACCGACAGCAGAAUGCUGCAAUUCACUGAAAAAUCUCAUGAGUGAUAGCAUGGAUUGUACAUGCCUCGUUGUAACUGGGAAUGUUCCAGUCUCAAUACCAUUCAUCAGUAGGCCUUUGGCUAUUUCACUCCCCCAAAUGUGUAAAAGUUCCGUACCAUUACAGUGCAAAGCCACCGGCAUUGCCUUACCACCUUCAGGCCCUGCCUUAUUUGCGCCAAGUGAAGCACCUGUUGCUCAUGCUCCUCAUGCUCAUAGUCCAAAAGCUUCAAAAGCGGCUGCAGCGGCGGCGGCAUCACCAGCGGCUGCAGCGGCGGCCGAACCACCAGCAGCUGAAACACCACUUGAUAUUAUUCCAGCAGCACCACCGGAAGUUACAUUAGCUCCAACAGCAAAUCCAGGGAUCAGACCAAUUCUCAAUCCCAACUUGGCUUCAAAUCCACCUAUUCUUUCGUUGUCAUCUCUUCUGCUUAUGCUUGUUGGAAUCAUGGUCCUAAAGUUAUUCUGA